Corythoichthys intestinalis (scribbled pipefish) is the source of this 2889-nucleotide messenger RNA. Its product is annotated as nucleolar transcription factor 1-A-like. The transcript has 12 exons. NCBI's taxonomy places the organism in Eukaryota, Metazoa, Chordata, Actinopteri, Syngnathiformes, Syngnathidae. The record is from RefSeq and is a predicted model, not a curated record. The coding region runs from base 493 to 1476 and encodes 327 amino acids.
AUCACUAAAUGCCAAACGGAUUUGAUGUUAUCAUUGUCAAUGUCAGUGAAUGAGUUAAGUUUGAAAUCAGGCAUAUUUUUUUCUCCUUUUUUUUUGUAAACAAAUGUUAUAACACUGAAAAACACUAUGGAAAUAGUCUUGGCACUAAACGCAGUUCUAAAAAUAUUAACAAACUACAGGUAUCAUAAAACAUGAACGCUUCCAUUCCAGUACGGUAUGUUCUUAACUGACGUAGGCACUACAAAUGAACACUAGAUGGCGUUGUUGUUAGUUAUCACCUCCCUGCCUAUCUUAUCAUAGCAAAGAAGAAAGUCUCGCAUCUGAUUGGCCACUCUCUCGGAAAAUUACACACGCCAAACAUACUCGACUUUUCAUCACAUAUUAUGUUGUUGCUACUCUAAUACUUUUGAUAACGUUAAAUGAGCGGUGGCGUGUUAAAAAAAAUAUUUUUUAUCUAAUUAUACAUCACAAAAACACUUGGUAACUUUUCCAAUGAGCCGGUACGUAAAACGAACGAAGAGAGGGCUGUCGAGUCUUGGAAGCCGAAUGGAGACCGCGUGGACAGACGAAACUCUUUUGAAGCUUCUCAACGCGGUGAAAAGUAACAUUCCGGAACCUGAUAGAAUGAAAGCGUUCUCCCAUGGCGUAAACACGCUCAACUGGGAAAAUGUGGCAUUUCCUCCUUUUUCGGCUAAAGAUUGCUUGGAAAAGUGGAGAGUUGUGUCACGAAAGAUGCGCAAGAUUCGAACACUUACAGAGCUUGUUGAUGAAGCGGUCGAUCAAAUUUCAAAUUCAACCAAAAAGGUAGAUUCGCAGCCUCCAAAGCGACCCAGCCUUCCAAUAUAUGUCUUUUACAAUGAGAACUUCUACAAAUACCAAGCGCUGCACCCGGAGUUGAGUCCACAGGGGAUUUUCUCAUUAGUAUCGGAAAAAUACAACGGCUUGACUGAGGAAGAAAAGGCCCCUUAUGUGGAACAAUACCAUCGCGCGCAUGCGGAAUACUCAAAAUUGAGGAAGAAGGCUGCAGAGACUGCACUAGAUGACCAGAACGCGAGUGAAAAUGAAGCAAAUUCCAUGGAAUCAACAGAGGACGCCCAGCCUCCAAAGCCACCCGGGAGUGGUUAUCAUCUAUUCUGCAAAGAGCAAGCGGGGUCCAUGCAGGGGGUUCCUAAAAAUGACUACGUGGCCACGUGGGCCCAACGUUGGCGCCAGUUGAGCGACGCGGAGCGAAGCGCUUUCAGUACACGGCAUUUACAAAUGAAAGAAGAUUACGCUAGGAAGUGCAGGCACUACCUGUCAAAACGUCAAAAACUUGCCGCCCAUCAAAUUAAUAAAAUCCAGGAGGAUUACAGACCCUCGGACUCCGAAGACGAAGACCUAGAAGUCAGCAGUAGCAGCGAUGAAGAGCAAGAGUGUUUCACUUGGGAUGAGGAUGAUGAAAACGACGUCAACGAGAACAUCUUCGAUGUAUUUUAGGUGGACAUUUGACACCAAAUCAUGACGCUGUCAAAUUGCUGCAUGUUGUUUAUUUUUUGACUUUUCAAAAUGCUAUCAAUGACUGCAGAAAUUGUAACAUCGUGUUCACUUUUACUCCCAACUAUACGUCUUCAGUUAAUCAGUAGAGAAAAGCCUUCAGCCUGUAGUAACAGAUAAGCGCUUGUGUGAUUUCAACAUGUAUUUUUCAGGCAGGAAAAUCUCUCAGCUUUCGGCGAAAUUCGCCAGUUUGAAGUCAAAAAGGGUGACAUGUGAAUUGUGUGAAUCCGAGGAGAAAAUUUGUAGGGUUUCGGGAGAUUUUUUUAAUGUCGGACGUAUGGUAUGCAAGUGGGGAAAGCGGCACAAAGCCAAAAAAGCGCACCAGAGUGGCCAAAACAUUGACUUAUUUCAACGAAACAAUGUUGUGUCCUGUCUCUUCAAUGCCAAGCUUGGCUGCACGUCUGCCGUGAAUGAACACCUUAAGCGUCGUCACCCAGUUGUAAUUUUGGAAGACAACAGGAGACAGUUACAAGCUGGCAAAUUGUAAGUCCAUCUAACUGACAUGUUUUAUUGAAUUUACCAAGUUUGUCGCGAUAUGCAAUGAUUCCGUUCAUCGCACGGUAAAAAAAAAAUGAGGGCGGUCAUUUUCACAGCUGCGUUUUAUCGUUGCGUGCGUGCACACAUUUGUGCAUACGUGUUGAAGGCAUAUGAGACUUCAAUUCCUUUCACACAUGUUUAUUAAUCAUCAACACGCUGUAGAAUUAAAGUUCAGACAUACAAAAUAAGCAAACACAUCUAUAUUAAACACUGUAAAUGUUAGCAUUGCUACAUUGAGGCUAAUUGGGGAAAAAAGACAACCUACUUUAGCCUGCUAUAAAACAUUGGCAGUCUUCUCCAAAACGCAAACUUGCGGUUAAAAGGUUACACUUCAAACAUGAAAAAUCGCUGGUUAACAGCAUUCGCACGAAAAAAAUUGAUUACUGACGCCACAUGCAAUGACAAAAAGAGCUUUUUUUUAACGAAGUGUAAAGCUUACUGUUACCGGUUUAGCGAACGCACUUCUGGUGAACAUUUCAAAAUAAAAGCACGUCAGGUUCGUCACAUAAAUAACGAUUUCUGGAGUUAAUCCCACAUACUUCAGAAUUCAGACUACACUAAGAAUAGCUUCAAAAUGACACUCUUUAUUAAAAUUCUGAUUGGCAAUGAUUAUAAUACGAUUAUAUAUAGUAGUAUACUAUAAUAUGCUAGAUAUAUAUAUAUAUAUAUUUUUUUUUUUUUUAAUUGUUUUGAAUCAUGUUGGAAAGGCGAAGUCAGUGUUCUGAAUCUGUUUACAUUCCAUUCUUUUGCACUAGGUUAAUGCUGUUAGCAUUUGACCUCAUUGUUUAUUUGUGAUUUAUUGUUGUUAUUUAUGUGAUU